AUGCCCACUUCACUUUCAGCCUGGCAACGGGGGUGGUUGACACUAGGGAGUACCACUCUGCCCGCUUUUCUCCUGCUCCUUUCCAGCUUUCAGGUAAUGGGCUCAAUACUUGAAGAUGUCAUUUAUAAACGAGCUGAGUAUCAGGAAAAUUGUACCAGGACCUUAGCAUCCACCUCCUUCUCAAGAACUGGAGUCUAUUGUAAUGGGACUUUUGACCUCUUUGCCUGCUGGCCACAUUCACCUCCUGGGAAUGUGUCUGUGUCAUGUCCCGUGUAUCUGCCCUGGAUUAAGGAGGGAGAGUCAAAGUAUGUGUACCGUGUGUGCACCCCCAGCGGAGCCUGGCGUACCAUGGAGAACUCUACUGAUGUGUGGCGGGACCAAUCAGAGUGUGUCAACCCACAAUACUUCAAACCACAGGAAGAAGAUGUGCUUCUCCACUCAGUACUACGCAUCAUCUCCAUCAUUGGAUACUCCCUGUCUCUCUUCUCUCUUUUGCUGGCUGUCCUCAUCCUGGGCCUUCUGAGGAAGCUUCACUGCACAAGAAAUUACAUACACAUGAACCUGUUUGUGUCAUUUAUGCUACGAGCAAUGGCAAUCAUGAUAAAAGAAGUCAUCCUACAAGUCAUGUACUCUAACCUGCCCACUGAUGAAACUGGAUGGAAUGAAUAUACCAAUUCAGCGAUCUCUGUGCUAUGCAAGGCUACUCAAGUGUCCAUGCACUACUUUGUGGGAGGGAAUUACUUCUGGCUUUUGGUGGAAGGGAUAUUCCUCCACACUCUUUUAUUCACUGCAGUGCUCACCAAAAGAAGGUUGUUGAAGAAAUACAUGCUCAUCGGCUGGGGAACACCCUUUCUGUUUGUGGUGCCGUGGACAGUAACAAAAACUUUAUAUGAAAAUCAAGGGUGCUGGUUCAAUAACAGCACAUGGAUCUGGUGGAUAAUUAGAGGACCAAUAACAUUAUCUGUUGCAAUUGUCUUUUACAUAUUUAUUAAAAUAAUGACAUUGCUGCUUUCCAAGUUAAAAGCAGACCAGAUGAAAUUUACCGACUACAGGUACAGUUUAGCCAGAGCAACAUUGGUGUUAAUUCCAUUGCUGGGGAUCCAUGAGGUGGUGUUCACAUUUAUCUUUGAUGAAUAUGUGGACGGACGAACACGCUAUGUACGAAACUUCAUCAAUCUGACGAUCAGCUCUUUCCAGGGCCUCUUUGUUGCCAUUUUAUACUGUUUUGCCAAUGGAGAGGUCCAAGCAGAACUCAAGAAACGCUGGCAGCUCUUCAUCUUUGCCAACCACUUUGAUGUGCAGGACUGCUUCCAGAAGACCCAGUUCAAAUACCUAUGGAAGUGCUCGAGGAGGCAGCCUGCCCGUGGCUCUGGCCAGAGUGAGCCCUGCGGGGAGAGCAGCGUCCCCUGUAACGUGCAGCUUCUGCAGGUGACCAUCAGGUCCAGAGGGGAGUUCCAGCGUGGCCGACCCACUGGCAUAGAGUUCUAUGCCAGGGGAAGCCUCUCCAGCAGCGAAGGGGAAAUGACUCUGGGGGAGACCUUGGAGGAAAUACUGGAGGAGAGCGAGUUUUAA
This is a messenger RNA of Megalops cyprinoides (Indo-Pacific tarpon), 1572 nucleotides long. RefSeq names its product glucagon-like peptide 2 receptor. The coding region runs from base 1 to 1572 and encodes 523 amino acids. Gene Ontology annotation, biological process: adenylate cyclase-modulating G protein-coupled receptor signaling pathway; cell surface receptor signaling pathway. Lineage: Eukaryota; Metazoa; Chordata; Actinopteri; Elopiformes; Megalopidae. The record is from RefSeq and is a predicted model, not a curated record. Gene Ontology annotation, molecular function: peptide hormone binding; glucagon receptor activity. The transcript is spliced from 13 exons. Gene Ontology annotation, cellular component: plasma membrane.